Messenger RNA from Petromyzon marinus (sea lamprey), 4300 nucleotides. It is a transcript of the gene DDX47, whose product is annotated as DEAD-box helicase 47. NCBI's taxonomy places the organism in Eukaryota, Metazoa, Chordata, Hyperoartia, Petromyzontiformes, Petromyzontidae. Gene Ontology annotation, cellular component: cytosol. Gene Ontology annotation, molecular function: nucleic acid binding; RNA helicase activity; ATP binding. The record is from RefSeq and is a predicted model, not a curated record.
GCGACGUCAUCCCCUUCGGAUUUUACGAGAGGGGCGCGAUGACGUCGUGUCACUCUAUCUGGUGACGUCACGAGAAGCAUGGCGGCGCCCGUUGAGAGCGUGGAGGCGGUGGCGAGCGACGAGGAGGUGGAGGAGGUGGAGGAGGAGGCAGUAGCCGAGCAGGCGAAGACUUUCAAGGAGCUGGGCGUCACGGAGGUGUUGUGCGAGGCGUGCGAGCAGUUAGGAUGGAAGCAGCCCACGAAGAUUCAAGUGGAAGCCAUUCCCGUGGCCCUCCAGGGGAAAGACAUAAUCGGUCUUGCGGAGACAGGCUCUGGGAAGACGGGGGCCUUCGCGCUGCCUAUUCUACAGGCCUUGCUGGACGCACCACAAAGGCUGUUCGCGCUCGUCCUCACACCCACGCGAGAACUUGCCUUCCAAAUUUCUGAGCAGUUUGAGGCCCUGGGCUCCUCCAUCGGCAUAAAAUCAGCUGUGGUGGUUGGAGGUAUUGAUAUGAUGUCACAGUCCCUAGCCCUGGCCAAGAAACCUCAUGUAAUUAUCGCAACUCCUGGGCGGUUGGUGGACCACCUGGAAAAUACCAAGGGCUUCAACAUCCGUGCCCUUAAAUACUUGGUUAUGGACGAGGCUGAUCGCAUCCUUAAUAUGGAUUUUGAGACUGAGGUAGACAAAAUUUUGAAGGUGAUUCCAAAGGAGAGAAAAACAUACCUGUUUUCAGCGACAAUGACUAAAAAAGUUCAGAAGCUGCAGCGGGCAGCACUGAAAGAGCCAGUGAAGUGUUCUGUCUCUACCAAAUACCAGACUGUGGAAAAGUUACAGCAAUACUACGUCUUCAUUCCAGCCAAAUUUAAGGAUUCUUACCUGGUCUACAUCCUCAAUGAGCUGGCGGGAAACUCGUUCAUCAUCUUCUGCAGCACGUGUAACAACACUCAGCGCAUAGCUCUGCUCCUGCGAAACCUGGGCUUCACAGCCAUCCCACUGCACGGGCAGAUGAGCCAGAACAAGCGCUUGGGCUCCCUCAACAAAUUCAAGGGCAAGGCUCGCUCUAUUCUUUUAGCGACGGACGUUGCGAGCCGAGGGCUGGACAUCCCGCAUGUGGACGUUGUCAUUAACUUUGACAUUCCCACUCACUCCAAGGACUACAUUCACAGGGUGGGUCGAACAGCAAGGGCAGGCCGGUCUGGAAAAUCCAUCACAUUCGUGUCACAGUACGAUGUGGAGCUGUUUCAGCGUAUCGAGCAUCUCAUUGGAAAGAAGCUUCCCGCCUUCCCCACCAACGAGGAGGAGGUGAUGAUGCUGACAGAGCGGGUGUCCGAAGCCCAGAGAUUUGCUCGUAUGGAAAUGAAGGAAACAGAUGGGAAAAAGAAGAGACCAAGGGAACAGGUUUUGGAUGAUGCGGAGGAUGCCUCCGGUGUCCGCAAGCACGUUAAAGGGGGAAAAAGAAGGAAAUAGAAACGUGCACUAAAAAGACUCUUUACUCUUCAGGGUCACAAGUAAAUUAUGGAGGAGUCCCCAAGUCGAUAGCAUAACUCCCCAAACUCAUUACGGCAGUCAAGUUGAGGUGUUCAUCCUUCUUUAAUUAAACAUUGAGUGCACACAACUGCGUCGAACCUGGCAGCAUUAGUGAACAGACGGCUUACGGGCCCCAGUGCGCUCAUCUUUGAGAGCUGUCGUGCCCACACAUCCACAUCUUUUGCCGAGUCGUGAUGGGUUUGAUUUCAUUAUUCUCGAGCUAACUUGGAGCAUUGCUUUAUCAUUUUACUUGUCUAUGGAUCAAGUUGCCAUCUUUAUGUGAGAAUGUAAUGGGGAUAUGUUUGCAUAUAAAGAGUGAUGCACUUGAUAAUGGUCCUGACAUGAGCGGCUUAUUUGGUUUCAGUGGUCAUUUGUCAAGUGAAAUUCCUGUUGUGCUACAUCACAUUUUAAUUACCAGCCUCGCUUCAUUCCUGUGAAUUGCUUUUUCCCGUUGCUGUUGCAGAUUACUUAUUAACUGUAGUAAAUUUAUAUAUAUCUCAACUUUUUCAGUACUGUACGUGUAAAAUAUCGCAGUUAGUGUUUAACCAGGUAAUUUGUAUUAUUACGCCUUGCAGUCCACACCACAGUUGUAGUUGUCAGCAGUUGAUGUCACCUACUUGUAGUGUGAACUGACAAAUGUGUUGUGUACCAAAAAAUAUACACCUCGGCACAUUCAUAAAUAAAACUCUUCAAAUAUGAAAUACAUUUGUAAAAAAAUAUCAUGUAAAAUAUAUAUUUAACAGGGAAUGUUUUGGGGCAAUGGCCCUGAACGUGCUAUGAAGAAGGGCCGUUCCCCAAGACGUCGCCUAUUGUAUUUCCUUUUCAGGCAGUACUAUAUUGAUGAAUUUGUUGAGUGUUUAUUUUUUUGUGCUUGUGUACAACUGCCAAACGCGGUUUCUCCAAAUAGUUUGUUUACCAAAACUAUACACUAUAACGGAGACCAAACGGUGAAUUUACCUCCCUGUGUAUAUUACAAGGAUGGAGCGACGUGUAUAUUAAUUUUUAAGGUUAAUUGUUUUAAUGCUAACAUGGUCAUUGUUGAAACAAUAUAUGAAAUAUGCUUUUUAGUCACUGUAAAUAUAAAAUAAAACAUGCAGUUUCAAAGUUGUUUUUUCCUUAGAGGACAAUGAAUGAAAUUGCCUCCAAACCAUUUAAGUUAUAUCAGUAUGUGGAGUGUAUUGGUAAAACGUGAUUUGACACUGGUGUGUCACUUGCUGAACCAUGCAGGGAGAAACCAAUUUGAAUGAGCAGUGUCCUAACGAACAUACAUUAAACUUUGUCCCAGUGAUAUAAUGAACUGCAGAUGCUUUUGUAUAACAUGAUGCCCAUAGAGUACAUAUUUUAUAUGUUGGACAAUUGUGUGGUUUAUGUUUUCAAUGUUUUUGAAAAAGUUCAAUCUCAAAAAAAUUUGUGUAAAGAGUACAGUGUCUGCCAGUAUCUACGUGGGAUAAGGCAAGGUCCAAGGCCAGACUAUCUUUUUGUUCAAAGCAACAAUUGUCGCUCCUUUUCAUAAGCAGUUGGUCGUCGGGAGGCAGACAUGCCUUGUUCUGACGCAAAUGGUUGGGUUAUGCUUGGACGGCCCCAAAGAAAGGUAAAAAGUAUUACGUCCCUUUUGUUAAGCCGCUACUGGAUGAGGCCCAUUUGUGGCGGUUAUUUUACCAUAUUUUGCGAUGGUGCUCGGUGCGAGUUAAUGAAGGGCGUGGAGCAGGUGUUGGCACAUACGACAGUAUAUCAAUGGGUGUUGCGUCAUUGCCGUUUUGUGCUCGCCAUGCAGCCCCGUGACACCGUGUUUGUGCAUUGUGAUCACCCAUCCAAACAUUUGGCUCAAGCCUGCUUCGCUUCUGAGAUCUAAUGAAAUUGUGAAUAUUCUGCAUGAUUUUGGUUGUGGACAAGUAAUGUUAUUCACAAGUACUGCGCAGGUCGUGUUAUGCGCCACAAAGGAGUGGACUUGCAGCCAAAAAAUAUUUGUACAAUAGAUCAUUUUUAAAUCAUGGUUGUCCACAAGGCAAAAACGCUGAAAAGGUCAGCAACAAACAGCACACUUGAAGGCAAAAUAUAUAUUACAGUUUAUGCAUUUCUCGGGGUUCUCAACCAAGGAGACGAGAGGUCGGUCAAAUAUUAAAAUGUCCCUUGGUGACUGCAAACGCCGGGAGGGCUGUGAUGAUGUAUGCAGUAGGCUGUGGAUGCAUUGUCAUAAGCUGUCCUACGCAUGGCAGUUUAACACCGGUCAUCAAAGUAAUAUGUUAGAUUUAUGUGAAAAAAUAUUGGGAUGUAGCGUAUAUGCAACACAUUGGUGUUCUUUCGCGUUUGUGUUUAUGCAUGGGCUUGUUUAUAGCAAGGCGUGUUUGUUACCAAAACUCAAACCACCCAAACCCAGUCAGUUGUUGGUAGUCCUUGCUGAACAAUUUUGUCAUGCGUCACCCUGCCAGUGACGUUUUGAGACAAAUAAACUAUUGAGAUGGGCCUAUUGAGAUGUGAAAGAUGUUCUGGGACUUUAAUUGUUUAUUGACACUGUUUUCUGCUUUAAUGGAAAACUUGCAAAAUACGUAUGAGCAAAACAAUGUAGUGCGUUACAAUAUCGCUUAUCGGACUCGCUGAGAAUUGGAGUAGAGUCGGCGGAUAUCUGAAACGGUUGGAUUUGUGAACGUCUAUAGAAAGAAGUGUUCCCAAGCACUAAUACAUACUGCCCUGGGUGUUGGUGGAUAAUCGUCAAGACAGUCGGAUAUUUGACGUACAGUACUUUGUGCUAAAGUUUAAUGUAAAUGGCAGUAAGAAUACAAGAUGCUUCGCCAUG